Messenger RNA from Phyllopteryx taeniolatus (common seadragon), 1532 nucleotides. It is a transcript of the gene synprb, whose product is annotated as synaptoporin b. The record is from RefSeq and is a predicted model, not a curated record. The coding region runs from base 57 to 935 and encodes 292 amino acids. The transcript has 5 exons. Lineage: Eukaryota; Metazoa; Chordata; Actinopteri; Syngnathiformes; Syngnathidae. Gene Ontology annotation, cellular component: synaptic vesicle; synaptic vesicle membrane.
UGACAAACGCUGCAGACACCAAGUGGACUUUGGCCACAUAUCUCUUGGAUUUUUAAAUGUGUAUGGUUAUAUUUGCCCCGAUUUUUGCCAUUUGUGCGUUUGCAACAUGCGGAGGCUACUAUGGGCACCUCCGGGUUAAAGUGGACUGUGCAGACAGCACACUGAGUAACAGGAGCAUCGACGUUGAUUUUGGCUAUCCAUUCAGGUUACAACAAGUGCAUUUCAAGGCUCCACUAUGUGAGACAAAGAGGGAGGAAAUUCUCUUCCUGGACGGCGACUUUUCCUCAGCAGCUCAGUUUUUUGUCACCGUGGGCGUGAUCACGUUCCUCUACUCUCUACUGGCAACUGUGGUCUACAUCUUCUACCAGAACAAAUACUUGAAGAACAACCGAGGCCCGCUUGUGGACUUUGCAGUGACAGUGAUCUUCGCCAUCAUAUGGCUCAUCAGCAGUUGUUGUUGGGCCAAAGCGCUCUCUGAUAUCAAGACGGCUACGAGGCCUACCAAAGUGCUGCUGCUCAUCCCUGCCUGCUCGGUUCGGGAGAACAAAUGCACAGCUGCCCAGGGAGCUCACUGGUCUCGUCUCAACAUGUCGGUGAUUUUUGGUUUCGUCAACGUCAUCCUUUGGGCUGGAAACAUUUGGUUUGUCUUUAAAGAGACGGGCUGGUACAAGAUGGGGCUUAGGUAUCCCACCAGGAGCGCUUCUGGGAAACGUGAAAUGCGUCAGCGGCUCUACAGCGAGAGCAGCUUCGACCUUCCAGAGGAAAAUUUUGGUCCUCAGCCGUACAGACAGAACAACUUCAACCAGACAAAAGGAGAUUUGGGGAUGCAGGUGUCCCGCCAAGGCAGCUUCAACCAAUCACAAGUGAGCUAUGGCCUUCCGCAAACCAAUCUCGGGAAGCCAGUCAUUUAUGACAGUAAAGGAGGGGCCCUGUGAUCAUUGUCAAGGAGAAGUAAUUUUGCCUUAUGUUUAUUUUAUCGAAUACUUAUUGAAUACUUGUAUUACAGUAACAUUGUGUGUUUCAUACCUCUAAAACCUUUGAUGUCAUCUUUACUGACCACAUCAUUUAAAUCUAAACAACAAAACAAAGAGAGGUUUGAAAAAGUGGAAAAUGUAUGUGGUGGUACUAGGGUUAGCUAUGUAGUUCAGUUAUUGUUGACUACUUCUCUGAAUGGUCCAUUAUAUAUGUCUGGUAUCAAAAUGUGGUAUCUAUUGAUUCGUAUAGAUGUAUAACAAACAUAUUUAAGAAUAAAUAAUAGAGCAAAUGGUACUGUGUUCAAGCACAUUUUUGGUUAAACUGCACAACUUGAAGCUGUACAUCAUUAUACAAUAUUCUUUGUUGAUAUUGUUUUUAAAUUUUAACGUGUUCAUAUAAAAUAUAGCUGUAGCUAACUGUCUCAGGUAGUUUAUUGCUGGCUAGUAAUUUGCAGAAGGAAACAAGGAAGAUUUUUCAUGAUCACCGCUAUGGACCCCGAAAUGAUUUAGAGCUGCACCAAGCAUUCCAGACCACAUUUGAGCUUCAUUAUUUAUUAU